Molecule: messenger RNA, 668 nt
Organism: Westerdykella ornata
Lineage: Eukaryota; Fungi; Ascomycota; Dothideomycetes; Pleosporales; Sporormiaceae
Exons: 2
Coding region: 96-554 (152 amino acids)
Source: RefSeq, a predicted model, not a curated record
AACCGCUUUUUGUUGUACGAUGAGAGAUGGAACUGGGAGAAUGCUGGAAAUGAGGUGGCACGUCUCCCGUCUCCCACCUCCACCUCCUCCCCUGCAUGCACACACACACACACACACACACACACACACACACGAACGAACGGCCUCUUGUCUUCUUUGUUAUGACCUUACUAAUGCGGAUUCGGACUAGUAGACUCGAAGAGGCAGCAGCAGCAGUGGGAGCAGCACGCUUGGCAAUGACGAGUCGUCGAGAGUGGGAGCAGUGGUGUGUCUUGACGGUGGUGGUGGGAGCGAGUGGUUUCGCUCAUGUGGUGGAGGAGGGGUCGAGGAGGUGGAGGGAGUACCGGGAUGAGCGAGUGAGUGGGGGGGUUGAGAUUUCAGAGGGUAGUAAGGAAAAAGAAGGGAUUGACCAUCUGACUGGAGUUUUUCAAAGGAAGGAUGGGAAAGGGAAGGAAAGGAUUUACAAGGCAAGGGACAUGGGCGUGUUCCUUGUGAAAACGUCGGAUGUCUCCUUUUCGGGCUGCGUGCGUGCGUGCUAUGUGCACGUGAGAUGAGCGUGGAAGUUAUACCUACGCCCCUCUAGUUAUGGUGGGACGAGCUGGAUUGGAUUGGAUUGGUCCUGCGGUGGAAUGGAUGGAUGGAUGGGAGGGCGGAUAAAAUGCAUCUUU